This is a messenger RNA of Thermothielavioides terrestris NRRL 8126, 2000 nucleotides long. RefSeq names its product fatty acid elongase. Bases 268 to 1323 code for a protein of 351 amino acids. The record is from RefSeq and is a predicted model, not a curated record. Gene Ontology annotation, molecular function: fatty acid elongase activity. Gene Ontology annotation, cellular component: endoplasmic reticulum membrane. Lineage: Eukaryota; Fungi; Ascomycota; Sordariomycetes; Sordariales; Chaetomiaceae. Gene Ontology annotation, biological process: fatty acid elongation, polyunsaturated fatty acid; very long-chain fatty acid biosynthetic process; fatty acid elongation, saturated fatty acid. The transcript has 4 exons.
CUAACUUAUUGCGAACCCUUCCUUCCCUUGGCCGCUCUGUCCAGGUUUUUGGCGUCUCAAGUUCCCGGCUUGUGAGGGUGUUGGUUCGGUCGCCUUUUCUCUUCACUUCCUUUUUGGCUUCUUCAUUCGGCCGUCGUUGCCAUUCGCUUCUUCUGGCGGCUGAUCAGGGCGCGACAAUACCCAGCAUCGCUGUUCGUCGUGUCACGCGUUGGAUCCUGCAUCACUCGCAUCAAUCGCGCCGUACACCGCGCAGAACUGUCCUUUACAAUGGCGACCGCUCCUCCGCCCUCGGCUCUCCUCGAGAACCUGCCGGUCCCCACCCUCGACCGGCCGUUCGGCAUCCAUCUGUGGCCCAUCUUCAGCAAGGCCUUCGAGUCCAUCGCAGGCUACCCGGCUGAGGAUUUCAGGUUCCAGCCGGGCGUGACGCCCAUGUCGACGCUCAAAGAGACGGGCAUCUUCAUCGUCAUCUACUACACGAUCAUUUUUGGCGGCAGGGAAUUGAUGCGCAACCGCGAGCCGUUCAAGCUGCGAACACUCUUUUUGAUCCACAACUUCUACCUCACGGCCAUCAGCGGCAUUUUACUCGCGCUCUUCAUUGAGCAGCUCCUGCCCACCGUGGUCCGCCAUGGCGUCUUCCACGCCAUCUGCCAUGCUGAGGGCGGUUGGACUCAGCCCCUCGUGGUUCUCUACUACUUGAACUACCUCACCAAGUACCUCGAGCUUCUGGAUACCUGCUUCCUCUUCCUCAAGAAGAAGCCUCUGACCUUCCUGCACUGCUACCACCACGGCGCGACUGCCCUCCUCUGCUACACGCAGCUUAUUGGCUCGACAGCGGUGUCGUGGGUACCCAUCACGCUGAACCUGACGGUGCAUGUGGUCAUGUAUUGGUAUUACUUCCAGAGCGCUCGUGGCAUCAAGAUCUGGUGGAAGGAGUGGAUCACGCGUCUCCAGAUCAUCCAGUUCGUCAUUGACCUCGGCUUUGUGUACUUCGCGUCGUGGACCUACUUCGCGUCGACCUACUGGCCCUGGCUGCCUAAUGCUGGCAAGUGCGCUGGCGAGGAGUUUGCCGCCUUCUGCGGCAUUGCCAUCCUCAGCUCGUACCUCUUCCUCUUCAUCUCGUUCUACUUCGCCACCUAUAGGAAGGACGGCAAGCGUCCCAGCGGGCGCAAGUCCUUGCGGAGGAUGAGCCAGGCCCCGCUGCCCGACCCCAGCGAUAUUAUCCACGGCAAGGCGGCGACCAGCAUCCUGAACAGCAGCAACGGCGAGGCCAAGGCGUCGGGUGUCAAGGCCAACGGCACUUCCACAAGGUCCCGAAGAGCCUAAGCGCUGGCUUGCACGCUGUGAAGUGCGACCCUACCCAUUUCGCGGUGGCGGGCCGCUUUUGGCAAAACGAAAACCGUGGCCGCAAACCAACCCAGGGAGCUGUGCCAGAGAGCCCCUGGAAGCCCACGAAGCUAUGGCACCAUGUCUCAGGAUAUGAAUCGAGACGUGGGGUGUACAGUACCUGACCAGGGGACAGUCAACAGGCCUUUGGGAGGGCUGGCCUGGUUUCCCCAGCAUCACAUCAAGGGCAUGUGGGUAUUGAUUACGGAGUUAGACGCCGGCGGCGAUCAUAUUCACUGGGCUCGGAGCUUGUCAUGACAACCAUUUCGGGGCGGUUUAAUAUGGAAAGGGGGUCGAUUGUACCAUGAUGACGGUCAAGGCGCUGUGUAUGACGAGUGGUUUGAAAAUGGGUUUUGGUAUCACCGGCGGCAUCAGCUGGGUCCCCAGUCGGCAAGCCCAGGGUUGAAGAGGGUUAGAGAGGCGACAGGCUGGUUUGGCCGGGUAGCGAGGGGCGGGUCGUCCGGCGAACGGCGUCUCCCUGCCGGGUCGAGCGUUUUUCUUCGCUUUUUAUGCUUUCGUUUCGUUUUCCUGUACAUGUUUGCCUGUACUACUGGCCGGAGCGGAUACAAGCGGGCAGCUCACCAUAAGCAAUUCUAAUAACAUUGGGUUGGACACGC